AUGUCAAUAUAUGAAGCUUUUUAUUGUGGCUUAAUAAUUGGCAAAUUACAUACAAAUAUAAUUGAACAAGAACCUUCUAAACAAAUAAUAAAUAUCGAUGAAAAAUAUGAUUUUGACUAUGAGAUAUUAUUUUCAUUAUUACAAACUAUUGUUAAUAAUUUAAAUGAAUUUAUAAAUACAAUAAAUAUUAUUGAUGUAUGUCAAUUAACAUCAAAUGGAUAUAUUCAACAUAAAAAAACAAAAAAAUGCUACUUAUUAACACAAGCAAUCGAACUUGGUCUAGUUGCAUUUCAAGAUAGUUCACAAAUAACUCCAUUCGACAACUCAAAAGAUAAAUGA
This is a messenger RNA of Rotaria sp. Silwood1, 339 nucleotides long. Lineage: Eukaryota; Metazoa; Rotifera; Eurotatoria; Philodinida; Philodinidae. The record is from the annotation of a GenBank genome assembly.